UCCUGCUCCAGGCAGAGGAGCAGCUCUUUGUCAGCUGGUCUCUUAGACCAGUAACUUUCGUCAGCUAUCUUAAAAGAUAAGUUAACUUGGAGCGCCAAUGACCAAUGAGGAUCCUAAGCAUGGAUGAAGUGAUGUUUCUGGUUCCAUAAGUCGAGGCGGAGAGACUUUGACAGUUAAGAUGAAAGGAAGAGUUUUACUUUCUUUAGCCUGCUAGCUAAUGCUAGCUAUUUGUCUGGAGGAAUUACCGACAUUGCUACUACUAGGGAGAUGUCUCUGCGACAGACUUACCGCCGCGCGACAGCCAGCAUAAAGCAGGAGCAGGAGGACGACUCGGACACGGAGGACUCCCACCUGGGGCUUCUGAAAGUAGAAGGGCUGGAAUCCCAGAUCAUCCACAGCGGACACUUCAUGGUGUCUUGGCCCCACAGCGAGCACCCCCCGAAGAAAGGCUACGACUUUGACACUGUCAACAAACAGACCUGUCAGACGUAUCACUUCGGCAAGACGAGCACGUCGCACCUCUCCAUAGACGCGUCCCUCACUAAGCUCUUCGAGUGCAUGACCCUUGCUUAUAGUGGCAAACUUGUGUCUCCUAAAUGGAAGAACUUUAAAGGUCUAAAGCUGUUAUGGAGAGACAAGAUUCGCCUCAACAAUGCCAUAUGGAGAGCCUGGUACAUGCAGUAUGUGGAGAAAAGAGAAAAUCCGGUUUGUCACUUUGUAACGCCUCUGGAUGGAAAUAUGCACUUAGACGUUCACCGAGCUGCAGAGACUGUUGCCAGUGAUGGAAGGUGUUGGAAAAGAAGAAUAGAAAUCGUCAUUAGAGAAUACCACAAGUGGAGAACAUACUUUAAGAAAAGGCUUCAUAAACACAAAGAUGAGGACCUCUCAAGCCUACUUACGGGGCCAGAGGAGCAGUUGUCGCUGUUUGGGGAAAUCUCUCCAGACGUGCUGCGUGUCUCCUUUUGUCAGGAUGAAGAGAGUGUCGCACGCCGUCUGCCUCGAAAGCACAAUGAAACGCCCGCCCCGAUGGAGAUGGACCCCCUCUUUGACAUGGAUGUUUUAAUGUCCGAGUUUUCAGACACCUUGUUUUCCACGCUGGCCUCUCACCAGCCUCUAGCCUGGCCCAAUCCCAGAGAAAUCGCUCAUGCAGGGAAUGCAGACAUGAUCCAGCCGGGACUCAUCCCUUUACAACCCAACCUGGACUUCAUGGACUCCUGUGAUCCUCUACAAGACUUAUUUCACAGCCUCCGUCAGCCCGCCUUCCCCUCUGUUUUCCCCACUUCAACAUCUGUCACCCCUCUACCCAGCAGCAGCGCUCAGUCACAGGCCUCAUUGAUGCCCCCUUUGAAUCUCUCAGUCAAUCAUCCUUCUGGCUCCCUCCCCAUGUCCUCCUCCAUGGCCACCCAGAGAUCUGAAACCAGUGUGGUUGGAUACGAUCAAAACUGCAUGCCUUUGUUCGCUAGGCCAGUGGCAUCCAGCGAUCAGUCAGGGGUUUCAUCUGAGUCCCUGUCCCGUGAACCUCUGGUGCAGUGCCUUCAGGGUCAGAACUUAGCCUCAGCUGCAACCAUUGUGCCUUCACCUCUGAACAACCCCCCCUCUUUGGACGAGAACGUAACUUCAUCUGUGAGAACACACACGGCCCCUUCUACCGUAACGUCCAGCAAUGUCACCACCACCACCACCAUCAGCCACAUCUCGGAUUAUAGCUCCAUAUCCACACAGCCUCCACUUCUCCAAUCCCAACUACAACCUUUGGCUUCACUGACCAGCGGCCCCGUCCAGCAGCAGCAGCAGUCUUUUGCUCUGCCUCACCCUCUUCAGUCAAACAGUGCCAUCAAAGUAAGACGUCGGCAGAAGAUUGCACCUUCGCCUCACCUCAUUUUCACAGCUCCUUUUCCUGGUCAUGCCAGCGCAGUACUUGUCACCCCCUCAAACCUGAAACCAGAUGUGGUCUCCGCAAACAAUAGUCUGGUUAUCGCGCCUUCUCAUUCUGGAACGGCUUCUGGAUUUCAUGUUUUGCCUCAAACCCAGAAGACUCCUCAGCUAAUGGUCCCGAAAGAGAAUCCAUAUACCCCAAGUUCUAAAAACCAGAAGCCGUCCCCUAGUGCUGUUCACAGUCAGCCAGGAUCCAGUCAGGGGUCACCCUGUGGGUUAGAUCAGGUUCCCAGUCCCCCAUCACUGAUCAUCGGCAGCAGUACAUUUCUGACUAAGACUGAGCACAAUCAGAGCCGGAGGACAACGCACAUAUCUGCAGAACAGAAGAGGCGGUCCAACAUAAACAUUGGCUUUAAGACGCUCUGCAAUCUGGUUCCCACGCUGAAGACACUAUCAAACGUCCCCAAUGCAACCACCCUGCAGAAAACAGUGGAGCACAUCAGUAAGCUCCAGCAGGAGAGGCAGCAGAUGCAGGAAGAGAUCAAGAAGCUACGGGAAGAAAUUGAAGAGCUCAAUACCUCCAUCAGCGCAUGUCAGGAGCAGCUGCCUGCAACAGGAGUUCCAAUGAGGCAGAAUCGCUUAGACCACAUGGAAGAGAGGUUUGACGAAUACGUGAAGAGCCACACUUUUCAGAACUGGAAGUUCUGGAUUUUUAGCAUCAUCAUCAAGCCUCUGUUUGAGUCAUUCAACAGCAUGGUGACGACGACGAGCAAGGCCAGGCUGUGCCAGACUACACUGCAGUGGUUGGAUUGUCACUGCUCUCUCCCAGUCCUCAGACCAAUGGUGCUGAGCAGACUUCGUCAUCUGAGCACGACCACCUCCAUUCUCAGCCACCCUCUGCGCCUUCCAGACGAGGCCAUCAAGGCUGUCACCGACACAGAUGCGUAGACUUAGAGGAACUAAGAAGACUUAGAGGAAAAACACUCCGAACAUUAAAAAAGAAAAAAAAUGGUAGUUUUCCAGUUUUCAAUGAGGUCCUUCUGGGAUUUUUUUUGGUCAAGAACUCAAACUUUAUUAUGCGUAAAAGAAAGUGAUGCAAUUGAUCUGCACUCCUACUGUGACCUGCUAAAGCUGAAGAUGCAUAAUUGGAAAUUGUUCCUCUGGUUUUACUGUUUUUGUAAAGCCACAUUAAUGAAUAGAAUGCUAUACUCUAAUGUAAAAACAGUGUUUAAAGGAGAAAAUGAAAACCAAAAAGAUUAGCAGUUGCCUAACGUGUUGUGGCUUUUGCAGAGCAGCAUGGAAAUCUUUUUUUUUUCCCUGGAAGGAUCUUAACUGGGACGUUGGUGAUCUUCUGAGAAGAGCUUCGGUCAUCACUAAACAAAUAUUCUUUUCUUGUUUGCUUUCUAGCCGUUCACUCAGGUGAAUAACACACUGUCACUUAACACCAGUGUUUCCUGGUGGUCUCCGUCCACACUGAACUCCUGCCUCUCUGCACAUCCGGCUUGUUUUUAGCAGGUCAAAAUGUAAAUUUAGCUUUUUCGAGGUUGCAUCAGGUAUAUUCAACACUUGGACUUGCACAAACGUUUGUUGCAGCAUGACAGAGUUUUUCUACUUCAACCCUUAUAGGGAGCAUAACUGACAGUUCAAAGGAUGACUAAAAAUGCAUAUAUGUACCAUAUUUAAAAAUACAAUGCUGUAGGAUCCAGUCUGCAGAAGGGGCUUUUUUCAUUCUUUAUCUCUCUCAGGGCUGCACUUUGAAAUAUUUUCAUCAGAACAAAUCAAGUCAGGAUUGUUUUUUGGUAUUAUUUAGAAGUUAGACAUUUGUCUAUAAAUGUACAGACUGAUUAGCUUUUGUUGUUGUUUUGCGGCUUUUUUUUUGUCUUGUUGACAAAAACGAGAGGGAAAGUACUAUUUGACAUAGAAGCCAUAUUUAAAAUAAAUUAAAAAAAAAGUUUGAGAGCAAAUUAAAAUUGCCAGGACUGGCAGGAGUUAGCCUUAUGGUCUAAGUGUCCUCACCCGUCACUGCAGACUAGAGUGGAUUUAUGUGUAUGUAAGUGUGUGGCUCUCACUACACUCCUCAGGCAAAUGUCAUGUUUUUGCAAAAUUGAGUUUACAGUAGCAAAAAGCACCAUUUUUAUUAAUGAAUGUGUAGUUUUGAGGUAGUUCAGACAAAAAACGUAAUCCCGAUAGACAUUCAACACUGUUAUAGUGUAUUUGAUGGCGCAACUUAAACAAGAACGUUCUCAUUGA
Oryzias melastigma (Indian medaka) is the source of this 4125-nucleotide messenger RNA. Its product is annotated as MLX interacting protein. The transcript has 17 exons. Gene Ontology annotation, cellular component: nucleus. The record is from RefSeq and is a predicted model, not a curated record. Bases 268 to 2823 code for a protein of 851 amino acids. NCBI's taxonomy places the organism in Eukaryota, Metazoa, Chordata, Actinopteri, Beloniformes, Adrianichthyidae. Gene Ontology annotation, biological process: regulation of transcription by RNA polymerase II. Gene Ontology annotation, molecular function: RNA polymerase II cis-regulatory region sequence-specific DNA binding; DNA-binding transcription factor activity, RNA polymerase II-specific; protein dimerization activity.